AUGACUUCGGUCGAGCACUCUCCGCCCGCGCAUAGCCCGCCUGGGCCAGAUGCCAAACGGCCUCGGGGCAUCCUCAAAAACCCUUCCUACAACACCCCGCCCUCUCCCCUACAGCUGCGCGAACGCUCCUCGUCAAGCAAAGAAGUGACGCUCGCCAACACGCAGCUCAACGCCGGCCGCCGCCGAUCGUCGUCCGGAGCAGGCUCCCGCCGCCACUCGUCCACCAGCGUCACGGACCCCUCGGAGCCGGGCCAGCGCCUCAAGUGGGAUGAGGCGAACCUCUACCUGACGGAGCAGGAGCGCACGUCGACUAUGAAAAUCACCGAACCAAAGACUCCCUAUGCGAAGCAUUACGACCCGGCGGAAGACCCCUCCGACGACGAAGUCGACGGGGACGAAGGCGAGGGCGGCCUGGGCGGCUCUGCUUCUGCUCGCAAGGCUCACCGUCGUGGUGCUGAAGACGACAUUCCGGGCCUAUCGCUGGGCGAGCCGGAGGAAGAGAUCCCGGAGAGGCCGCCGCCGGCGUCGCGCAGCUCCAGCGAGAAGACGGUCCAUGUGGACAAGGGCAGCGUCACCCCCUCGGCGGAGGAGGAGAUCGUCGGCCUCUCGGCGGAAGAAAGGGAGAAGCACCGCAAGUUCGAGGAGAUGAGGAAGAAGCAUUAUGAGAUGAAGAGCGUGGCGCACAUUCUGGGACAUCCCGAGGCGAUACCGGAUGACGAGGACGAGGACGAGGAGGAUGAGGAUGACGAAGGGAGUGGGGAGAAUGGGGUUCCGCCUAUGCCACCCUUGCCUGCGCAUCUUGUCAAUGGGUCAGCAUAG
Molecule: messenger RNA, 819 nt
Organism: Trichoderma citrinoviride
Lineage: Eukaryota; Fungi; Ascomycota; Sordariomycetes; Hypocreales; Hypocreaceae
Exons: 2
Coding region: 1-819 (272 amino acids)
Biological process (GO): regulation of signal transduction
Molecular function (GO): protein phosphatase inhibitor activity
Source: RefSeq, a predicted model, not a curated record